Molecule: messenger RNA, 4783 nt
Organism: Danaus plexippus (monarch butterfly)
Lineage: Eukaryota; Metazoa; Arthropoda; Insecta; Lepidoptera; Nymphalidae
Gene: vap
Product: ras GTPase-activating protein 1
Exons: 20
Coding region: 1-2799 (932 amino acids)
Biological process (GO): regulation of GTPase activity
Molecular function (GO): protein binding
Source: RefSeq, a predicted model, not a curated record
AUGGCUGAUCUAAUUCGAGCUAUGGGAGCGCCUAUAGGACCCCCUAUAAAGGAUAAGCUGGGAUCUCCGUCUACUGAAUCCGAGGAUGGGGGUGGUGAUAUUGCAGAAUUAACUGCAGAUUUGGAAUUGGAUGAAGCUGAUGGACCAAGCACUAAUGGGGAGCGUCAAGCAGUACUAGCUCCACCUGAGACCGAGUGGUAUCAUGGUCGCUUGGACAGAUACACAUCAGAAGAACGUCUCUGGGCUGCUGGAAAACAUGGCAGCUAUUUAGUACGUGAAAGUGAUCGUAAGCCAGGAUCAUAUGUGUUAAGUUAUUUGGGACGGACUGGAAUCAAUCAUUUCAGAAUAACUGCAGUAUGCGGUGAUUACUACAUUGGUGGUCGUCAGUUUGACUCCCUGACCGAGCUGGUUGGUUUUUAUAGCCAUUGCUCUGAUUUGUUAAAGCGUGAGCGUUUACUUGAACCGGUGCCUCCGCCUGAACCUGUUAAUGAUAAAAAGAGGGUAGUGGCCAUUCUGCCUUACACCAAAAUGCCGGACACUGAUGAAUUAACUUUCCAAAAGGGUGAUAUCUUCUUUGUGCAUAAUGAUAUGGGUGAUGGCUGGUUGUGGGUCACUGCACAUCGGACGGGUGAACAAGGAAUGAUCUUUAGGGAGCUGGUGGAGGACCUGGAUCCAUCCAUCGACCCAAACACCGUAUUCUCCUGGUUUCAUCCCAAUUGUACCAAGAGUGAAGCCGUUGAUAUGCUGGUCAAGGCUGGACCAGGAAGCUUUCUUGUCAGGCCUUCAGACAAUUCCCCGGGGGAUUACUCCUUGUUCUUCCACAUCAACAAUCAGAUACAGAGGUUCAGGAUAGAGAAGAAGGGCGUGAGGUAUUUGAUGGGAGGCAGGACUUUUGAGUGUCUGGACGCGGUCAUCAACAGAUACAGGAAGGAACAGAUUGUGGAGGGACACACUUUGGGACAACCUUUGAUCGCCGAAGGUCACGUGAUAGAGCCGCAGCAGAACACCACUGGAGCGGCAGCGGAAAAGAUCUACGCGACUUUAAGAGAAUGCAGAGAUCAGAUCGGCUUGAAGAAGAUGAAGGGUAUCAAACAUCAAGGUUAUCUACACAAGAAAUCAGAUAAAGCCGCGAAGAAGUGGAAGGCGCUGUACUUCGUGCUCUUGCAAGAAGGAACCGAUACCCAUUUGUAUUUCUAUGACUCGCCAAAACGUACCAAACCGAAGGGACUUAUUGAUUUGUCCUGUGCUUACCUGUACCAGGUUCACGAGUCUCUAUGGGAACGUGAGUUCUGUUUCCAGCUGGUAGAACGCGCGCUGCCUUGCCUCUCAACUCAUACCUUCUUGGCCGCUGCUUCAGCUGGAGAAUUAAGGGCCUGGCUUGAGGCCUUGAGACCGCUGUGUGUACCGCAACAGGCUAGACAUCAUUGCAAGGUUGCUCGUGUGGUAUGGCUGCGUGCUCUCCGCGUCCGUUGUGUGACCGCUCACCGCCUGCCCGCUAGGCUCGCCCCGCGGCCUUACCUACGUCUUGCGUUAGGAGCCGCGCCCGUAGCACGCACUAGGGCCAGACCCUCACCUGAUCCGCACUGGGAUGAUGAGUUUGUUUUCGAUGACGUACCACCGGAUGUAACAUCAUUUACCAUCACCGUGCACAAUACCGGAAAGAGAGGGAAAGAAUCGGAAGUAGCCGAACUUACUAUUGAACUUGCGAAUUUGGCUAAUGGCGAAGAAGUGGAAGAGUGGUAUCCGCUUGCGGGGAUGACGCCUAUAGGCGAGUGGGGUUCCUUGAGACUUCGUAUAAGAUACAUGCAAGAGUUGGUGAUGCCUCGUGAGGAGUACAAUCCGUUACGCCAACUCCUCCUCGAGCCUGGCUUGCCCGCCGUCAAGGCGCUGGCUGAUCUUUGCCGCACGGACAGACAACCUUUGGCCACAUCGGUAUUACAUGCGUUCUCCGAGUGCGGCCGCGGGGCGGAGCUAGCUCGUGAGUUGUCAGCAGCUGAAGUAUCUCGUGAGGCUGAUCACCGUGCAUUGUUCCGAGCCGCUUCCCUCGCUACCGCCGUGCUUGAUGAGUUCAUGCAUGCACUAUGCAAGCCAUUCCUACAGGCUGCUAUAGCGGAGACGGUACAGAAGUUGAUAGAUUCAAAACAGUCGGCUGAGUUGAAUCCUACAAAGAUGGACUCGCCGGAUGACGCCUGUAACAACGCUGAGUUCCUGUUGAUGAUACUCGACCAGAUAACGCUAUCUAUCUUCACAUCCCCGGAGGCCUGUCCGCGUCCUAUUCGGUAUCUGUGCGGUUGUUUGCAACGAGCGGCUGUGGCGAAGUGGCCGAAUGAACGCUUCGUACGGACAAGAGUUGUGUCCGGAUUUAUCUUCCUGCGCCUGAUCUGUCCAGCGUUAGUUGAGCCUCGUUCGUGGGGUCUGGUGACGUCAGCGCCGCCGCCUCACGCCCAGCGCUCGUUACUGAUGGUGGCUAAAUGUCUGCAGAAUCUCGCCAAUCUCAUUGAAUUCGGUGCUAAGGAGCCGUACAUGGAAGUGGUGAAUCCGUUUAUACUGAAAAACAAAGAGCGUAUGGUCGUGUUUCUGGACCAGUUGAGUUCGGUACAAGACCCUGGCAACCCUCCACCGAACUCCAACAAUAACUUCGACAUAGCAAAGGAGCUAGCAACUAUUCAUCACAUCUGUGUGUCACAUUUGGCGGAACUGCAGAACCUGGCCAAGACUCAGACGGCCAUCAGGAAGUUGGUCACAGUAACGGAAAUGCUCACGAAGCAUAAGCAUAAAUACCUCGAGAUGAUCAGAUAGGAUACGCCUUUAAGUAGCACAGGGUAAAUUGAGGCCGUACAGUGCAGGUAGUUCUCCAUCGCGAGACUGAAUUAGUCGUAUUUGUGUAGUCAUUCUUAGCUUUACGUUUAUUUCAACGAAUACAGACAACAACGUAUCGAGAGCCUUGUAGUGCCAAACGUGUAUUCGUUAUUACUAUACUUACAUAUAUAUCUUUAUUGGACAUUUAUGUGACUGCCUAUUUAUAGUAUGUUAGUAUACAGGCAAGGCACAUAACUCUGUUCUUGUCUCGUGACGUGAUCACGUACGAGGACUCGGUUACGGUGUCAGCCUGUGUUAGUAGAUUAUGUUAGAGGCGUAUUUAUUCUUAGCUUAGGCUGUACGUUGAAAUACCAAUAUCGGGUCAAUUGGCUUCAAACACGCGAGAUGUGUACUUUUGUAAUCGAUUUAGUUAUAGAUUUUGGAUAUCUUAAGGUACAUGUAAGUGUGAUUGACGACUGAUUGAUUAAUUAGCGGUGUACCAACGACAGGCGGCCGUCAUCCUGUAGGCGGUGUAAGGAUACUUUUUUAGAGGCGAGUACAAUAUUAACGAAUGUUUUAUAAAAUAUUAAAUUUUUGCAAGGAAUUUUUGUAUGACCCUUUUGUACUGUUUACAUCGCUUCACGCGUGAAAACUUUUCUUAUAUACAAUUUGUUACGUCACAUAAAGUAUUGAUUUUACAAUUUUAUAUUUUAAUAUCUCAUGCUAUUUUUAAAAUAAGUGUAUACGUAGAUUAUUGUAGCGUUAAUUCGAUCGUCGAUAAACACCAAAAAUAUCUUAGUGCGAUGGGAGCCAGAUGUUAGAAUACUUUCUGCACCUUUCGAUUUAUUCUGUGAUAAAAACUUCCAGCGUAAAACUAACAUUCUACAAACUGCAUUUAUCACAUGUUUUUUUUUUACUUUUUUAUACUGUUGCCGCUCUCUUUGAUUUCAGGACGUGUGUUCUGUGGAUGUCUCAAGUUUAUUUUUGUUUUUUAUUAUUCUCGCUCAAGUUAUGAAUUUAUUUUGUGCCAUAUAUGCUAAGUACUGUCGCCUCGUUUAUGUAUUAUUAUAUUUGAAUGCAGAAAUAUUGGCAAGUUUUUUUUUUUAUACAGAAACUACAAAGUACUUAAAAUAUUAAACUAACCGCUCAAACCGACCUUUGUCUAGAAUACCUCUUUCUUUUCUUUAAUCUUAAAAGUAUUUUAUAAUGUACUGCCACACUUAGUUUUUUUUUUCACAAAUAAGAAAACCAAUAUUUUAUAAUUUAGAUUUCAAUAGAUUCUUUAGAUGUAUUCCAUUGAGUAUAUACUAUCGUUUCAAAUAUUUAAUGUCUUUCAAAAAAUUUCAUUUAAGUUUUAAAAUAAAGUUCUUCACAGACUUUUUUUUCUAAAUUACCAACAUAGAUUUUUUUGUUUCAUAAAUUUGAUAUUAUUUUUUAAAUUAAUGGUCUGUGGAGACGUACAAUUGACAGAUACAUAUAUUUGUUUAAUUUUAAUGUACAACAGCAUUAAGGGGAAACUAAUGCCUCAAAUUUUAUACAUGAUUUAUUUAGCAAUAGCUUGUAGGUGUAGAUGUGCGUAAUUGUUAGUUGUAAAGACUAGACUGAUUAAUGCUCUACUAGACAUUUACAUCAUACAUUUAAAUCUUUCAUGACAUUUCGUUUACAUUAAAACUUUGUUUAAAAAAAAUAAUUUUCUUAAUAAUUUAUUAUAAAUUUUUCAAUUGAAUAUAUAUAAUUUUUUUCCUUAUCAGAAAUGUUAGGCAACAAUUUUCCAUAAAACGUUAAUGCUAAAUGCGUUUUACUUAUAAUAAUAUUUAUAUGUUUGUUUUGUAUCCUUUAAAGUUAAAAUGAUUAGUGUUGAAUUUUUGUGACUGUUUUAUUGAUAUCUAUAUUACAUUGUAAUACUAGUAUGUACUGUUUUUCAUUGAAUUUUUAUCUGUGCUAGAAAUGAUGGUUUAUAAUAUAAAUAAAAGAUAUUAAAAUA